AUGGGGCCAUUCCCAAAUUCUAAUGGUUUUCUCUACAUUCUACUAGCCGUCGAUUAUGUGUCCAAAUGGGUGGAAGCGAUACCCACCCGGACGGACGAUGCUAAUGUAGUUCUCUCUUUUGUGAGGAAUAAUAUAAUUUGUCACUUUGGGUCACCGCAAGCAAUCGUGAGUGACCAAGGUUCACACUUUUACAACAAAAGAAUGGAAGGGCUCAUGAAGAAAUACGGCAUCAUACAUAAAGUUACCAUGGCCUAUCACCUCCGAACGAAUGGCCAAGCCGAGGUUUCCAAUCAGGAAAUCAAGCAUGUAUUGGAAAGGAUUGUGAAGCCUAGUAGAAAAGAUUGGCGUGCCAAGCUUACUAACGCACUUUGGGCAUACCGAACGGCAUACAAGACGCCGAUUGGCAUGAGUCCCUUUCGGUUGGUGUAUGGUAAAGCUUGCCACUUACCGGUAAAAAUUGAACACAAAGCAUAUUGGGCCAUCAAGGAAUGCAAUCUAAGUUUGGGUGGGGCCGGAGUUGAGAGAAAGCUUCAAUUGGUGGAAUUAGAAUGUUUGAGAUUAGAGGCCUAUGACAACUCUAGGCUUUACAAAGAGAAGAUGAAAGCCAUCCAUGAUAAGAACAUUAGGAGAAGGGAAUUUAGGCCCGGUGAACUAGUCCUCCUUUACAACUCAAGGUUGAGAUUGUUGCCCAGAAAGCUAAGAUCGAGAUGGGAGGGACCCUAUCAAAUAGAGAAAGCAGAACCUUAUGGAGUUUACCAUUUGCGCCAUCCCUCAAGUCCGGACAUUUUCAAGGUAAAUGGCCACCGUCUCAAAUUGUAUCAUGGUGAGCAAAACAAGAGCAACAAGGAGAUUGAGGUAUUCCUUUUGGAAGAUAUACCUCUUGACAAAGAGCAUUAA
Molecule: messenger RNA, 897 nt
Organism: Arachis duranensis
Lineage: Eukaryota; Viridiplantae; Streptophyta; Magnoliopsida; Fabales; Fabaceae
Exons: 1
Coding region: 1-897 (298 amino acids)
Biological process (GO): DNA integration
Molecular function (GO): nucleic acid binding
Source: RefSeq, a predicted model, not a curated record